Messenger RNA from Physeter macrocephalus (sperm whale), 2578 nucleotides. It is a transcript of the gene SLC47A1, whose product is annotated as solute carrier family 47 member 1. Gene Ontology annotation, biological process: xenobiotic detoxification by transmembrane export across the plasma membrane. Gene Ontology annotation, molecular function: xenobiotic transmembrane transporter activity; antiporter activity. The transcript is spliced from 17 exons. NCBI's taxonomy places the organism in Eukaryota, Metazoa, Chordata, Mammalia, Artiodactyla, Physeteridae. Gene Ontology annotation, cellular component: membrane. The record is from RefSeq and is a predicted model, not a curated record. The coding region runs from base 1 to 1734 and encodes 577 amino acids.
AUGGAGACCCCCGCCGCCCCCGCGCCGCCCACCGCCGAGAGCCCCUCGUCCGCCCGCGGCGGCGCCCAGCGGCCUGGGACGCCCGGCUGGCGCGAAUGCCUGCGGCCUCUGCGGGGCGCGCUGCCGCCCGACGUGGGGCGCGAGGCGGCGGAGCUGGCGGCGCUCGCGGGCCCAGUGUUCCUCGCGCAGCCGCUGAUCUUUCUCAUCAGCCUCGUCAGCUCCGUAUUCUGCGGACACCUGGGCAAGGUCGAGCUGGAUGCGGUGACGCUUGCUGUCUCGGUUGUGAAUGUUGCUGGGAUUUCCAUUGGAACCGGCUUGGCCUCCGCUUGUGACACGCUCAUGUCUCAGUCCUUUGGAGCCAAGAACCUAAAACGUGUGGGGAUCGUCCUUCAGAGAAGCAUCCUCAUCCUGAUGCUGUGCUGCUUUCCGUGCUGGGCCCUCUUCCUCAACACCGAGAGCCUUCUCCUGCUCCUGAAGCAAGACCCCGAGGUCUCCAGGAUAGCCCAGAUCUGUGUGAUGAUUUUAAUCCCUUCUCUUCCGGCCACAUUCCUGUUCCAGCUGCAGGCAAAAUAUUUACAAAGUCAGGGCAUCGUCGCGCCUCAAGUGGUCACCGGCAUUGCAGCGAACGUCCUCAACGUGGGCACGAAGGCCCUCCUGCUGUACGCCCUGGACUUGGGAGUGGAAGGAUCUGCCUGGGCGAAUACCACCUCCCAGUUCUUCCUGUCCGCUUUUCUGUUCCUGUACGUGUGGCGGAAAAAAAUCCACGUCAGCCCCUGGGGAGGUUGGACCAGGGACUGUUUCCAGGAGUGGGGCUCCUUCAUCCAGCUGGCCAUCCCCGGCAUGUUCAUGGUGUGCACUGAGCGGUGGACCUUUGAGGUCGGAACCUUCCUUGCAGGAUUGCUGAGCGUGACAGAGCUUGGAGCCCAGGCCGUCAUUUAUGUACUGGCUUCUGUGGCCUACAUGGUGCCUCUAGGCCUUGGCGUGGCCGCCAGCGUCAGGGUGGGCAGCGCCCUGGGGGCAGGGGAUGCCCAGCAGGCCCAACACUCCUGUGCCACCGUCCUCCUGUGUGCAGGUGUUUGCGCACUUGUAACGGGUAUCCUACUUGCUGCUUUAAAGGAUGUGGUUGCCUAUGCCUUUACCAGUGACAAAGCUAUCGUGUCCCUUGUGAGCCAGGUGAUGCCCGUUUUUGCUCCCUUUCAUCUGCUUGAUGCACUUGCGGGCACCUCUGGUGGAGUCCUGAGAGGUGCAGGAAAACAAAAGAUGGGUGCUUUCCUGAAUGCCAUUGGUUAUUAUGUUUUUGGUUUUCCCCUUGGAGCAUCUCUGAUGUUUGCUGCUAAUCAUGGGAUAAUAGGUCUCUGGUCCGGAUUGACGCUCUGUGUCUUCUUUCAAACCCUCUUCUACUUGGUGUACGUCUGGAGGAUGAACUGGACCAGAGCGGCAGAGCAGGCACAGGCUCGAGCCGGGCUGAGAGGGACGGAAGAGGCCGUGCCCACUGCAAUAGGUCUGUCCAUCCUAGAAAAAGAGGUAGCCGAUGGGGUGAUUCUACCUGACGUCAUCCGACCUGAGAGCCAGACCACGCAGCUGGUGGAGGAGAACAGCUCGUGUGGGGUGGCCACCAUCGGGGAGGUCUUGACGGGGACCCAGCUGCUUUUGUAUCGCGGGGUGGCUGUAGUUUUAGCUUUUGCUGUCCUGGUAGCAGGAAUUUUAAUAAGAGUUUUCACUGACCGUGGCUGAAACGGAAUCACCCCAGCCCACAAACUAGCAGUGACAACGACAUGCCCCACGGGAAGCAUGGGAAGUGACCCUGGUCACCGGGACAGUGGUUUCGCUGUCAAUUGUGGAAAGGAUACCAGUGAUGUGUGCUUAGUUAUUCUGAGUUUGCACCAUCUUACUGCUUACUGAAGAUCAAGAAAAGAGUUAUAAUUUUUUUUUUUUUUGGCGGUACGCGGUUCUCUCACUGUUGUGGCCUCUCCCGUUGCGGAGCACAGGCUCCGGACGCGCAGGCUCAGCGGCCAUGGCUCACGGGCCCAGCCGCUCCGCGGCAUGUGGGAUCUUCCCGGACCGGGGCACGAACCUGUGUCCCCUGCAUCGGCAGGUGGACUCUCAACCACUGCGCCACCAGGGAAGCCCAAGAGUUAUAAUUUUAAGUGAACUUUCCUCCCAAACGUUAACUCUAUCAUGGUUUUUAAAUCUGCAAAUUUGGUUUUCCCGGCUCGAAGCGUUCUUUAUGCCGUCGUAUAUUUAAUAUCUUUCGUCUUCCAGGAAAGCAGGUCCUCUAACAUUAACUGCUGGUCAUGUCUUUGUGUCUCUCUGUUAACGUGUUCAGUCUUGUCCAGUCCCAGGUAGUGCCGUGUAAGCUUUUAUAAAAUAAACACUUUAAAACGUGUGCUCAGACUAUUUCUACCUAUAUGAUAACUUGUAGCUUAUUGCCUUUUAAAUUUUUGUUAAACUUAAUUAAAAAAUAAAUCUGUGUUCUCUCCUGCAGCUCAGCCCCCAGAUGCCAGCAGGUAUGGCUGCCCCUCUCGAUGGAGAUUUUUAGAGCCUUUUGUAGGGAAUCUGACCAACCCAAAUAGGAAAU